AUGGAGGAAGAAAGACAGCAGCUAAAGUACUUGAAGCUGGAUUUUUCUGGCCUACUUUGUUCAAAGAUGCAAAAAAUUUUGUUGCCGCUUGUGACCCAUCAAAGAACCGGUAACAUUUCAAAAAGGGAUGAAAUGCCUUUUAACUCUAUUAUUGUGUGUGAAAUAUUUGAUGUUUGGGGCAUUGACUUCAUGGGUCCUUUUCCUCCAUCAAAUGGUUGCGAAUAUAUUUCAGUAGCUGUUGAUUAUGUCUCAAAAUGGGUAGAAGCAAUUGCUACUAAAAAAAAUGAUGCUCGAGUUGUUUAUGCUUUUCUCAAGAAAAAUAUUUUUUCUAGAUUUGGAACUCCACGAGUUAUAAUAAGUGAUCAAGGAACUCAUUUUAUAAAUAGACAAUUCGCUAGUUUAUUGUCAAGAUAUGGAGUAACUCAUAAAACAAGAACUCCAUAUCAUGCUCAAACAAGCGGACAAGUAGAAGUAUCCAACAGAGGAUUAAAAAGAAUUUUAGAGAAAAUUGUUGGCUCUUCUCGGAAAGACUGGUCUCUAAAAUUAGAUGACGCUUUAUCGGAAUACAGAAUUGCUUUUAAAACUCUCAUAGGCACAUCUCCUUAUAGACUAAUUUUUGGAAAAUCUUGUCAUUUACCUGUAGAGUUAGAGCAUAAAGCAUAUUGGGCUAUAAAACUGUUGAAUCUGAACUUGCCAGAUGUAGGUAAAAAUCGUCUAUUGCAGAUUGAUGAGUUGGAAGAGUUCAGACUUACAGCAUACAAAAAUAUUAAAUUAUAUAAGGAAAAGACAAAAAAUGGCAUGACAAGCUCAUCCGCCAUUAAGAUUUAA
This is a messenger RNA of Nicotiana attenuata, 828 nucleotides long. RefSeq lists its product as uncharacterized. NCBI's taxonomy places the organism in Eukaryota, Viridiplantae, Streptophyta, Magnoliopsida, Solanales, Solanaceae. Gene Ontology annotation, molecular function: nucleic acid binding. Bases 1 to 828 code for a protein of 275 amino acids. The record is from RefSeq and is a predicted model, not a curated record. Gene Ontology annotation, biological process: DNA integration. The transcript has a single exon.